This is a messenger RNA of Dipodomys ordii (Ord's kangaroo rat), 2295 nucleotides long. It is a transcript of the gene Abcd4, whose product is annotated as ATP-binding cassette, sub-family D (ALD), member 4. Gene Ontology annotation, molecular function: ABC-type transporter activity; ATP hydrolysis activity; long-chain fatty acid transmembrane transporter activity. Gene Ontology annotation, biological process: very long-chain fatty acid catabolic process; long-chain fatty acid import into peroxisome; fatty acid beta-oxidation. Gene Ontology annotation, cellular component: peroxisomal membrane. The coding region runs from base 66 to 1886 and encodes 606 amino acids. NCBI's taxonomy places the organism in Eukaryota, Metazoa, Chordata, Mammalia, Rodentia, Heteromyidae. The record is from RefSeq and is a predicted model, not a curated record. The transcript is spliced from 19 exons.
CCCGCGGACUCUGCCCAGCGCCGCCGCGGUGCUGUGGGGCUCCCGAGUCGGUCGGAUCCCGGGUCAUGGCGGUCCCGGGGCCCGCGCCCGGAGCUGGCGCUAGGCCUAGGUUAGAUCUGCAAUUUCUCCAGCGGUUCCUGAGAAUACAGAAGGUUUUGUUUCCUUCCUGGUCAUCACAGAAUGUCUUGAUGUUCCUGACUCUCUUGUUUGUGACUCUACUGGAACAACUGGUGAUAUACCAGGUUGGCGUGAUCCCCAGUCAGUACUAUGGGGUCCUGGGAAACAAAGACUUGGAUGGGUUUAAGGCACUGACAUUCCUGGCUGUUGUGUUCAUCGUUCUCAACUCCACACUGAAGAGUUUUGACCAGUUCACCUGCAACCUGCUGUAUGUGAGCUGGAGGAAGGACCUCACUGAGCACCUGCACCGCCUCUACUUUCGGGCCCGUGUGUACUACACCCUCAAUGUGCUUCAGGAUGGCAUCGAUAACCCGGAUCAGCGUAUCAGCCAGGAUGUGGAGCGAUUCUGCCGGCAGCUCAGCAGCAUGGCGAGCAAACUAAUUGUCUCCCCCUUCACACUCGUCUAUUACACAUACCAGUGCUUCCAAAGCACAGGCUGGCUUGGGCCGGUGAGCAUCUUCGGGUAUUUCAUCCUGGGAACCAUGGUGAACAAAACCCUGAUGGGCCCUAUCGUGGCGAAGCUGGUGCAGCAAGAGAAGCUGGAGGGGGAUUUUAGGUUCAAGCACAUGCAGAUUCGGGUGAACGCUGAGCCUGCUGCUUUCUACAGAGCCGGGCAUGUGGAACACAUGAGGACAGACCGCAGGCUGCAGAGACUCCUUCAGACCCAGAGGGAGCUGAUGUCCAAGGAGCUCUGGCUGUACAUCGGUGUCAACACCUUUGACUAUCUGGGCAGCAUCCUGAGUUAUGUUGUCAUCGCAAUCCCCAUCUUCAGUGGGGUCUAUGGAGACCUGAGCCCCACAGAGCUUAGCACGCUGGUCAGCAAGAAUGCCUUUGUGUGCAUGUACCUCAUCAACUGCUUCACCCGCCUCAUCGACCUCUCCACCACAUUCUCAGAUGUGGCUGGUUACACGCACCGGAUCGGGGAGCUUCAGGAGGCCCUGCUGGACAUGUCUCAGAAGUCACAGGACUGCGAGACCCUGAGAGAGACCGAGUGGGGCUUGGACAAGGCCUGUGGAUGGCCAGCAGCUGAGCCAGCAGACACAGCUUUUCUCCUUGAGCGAGUCUCUAUCUGUGCUCCCUCCUCUGACAAGCCCCUAGUCAAGGACCUCAGCCUGAAGAUCUGUGAGGGGCAGAGCCUCCUCAUCAUGGGCAACACGGGCACUGGCAAGACUUCCUUGCUGCGGGUUCUGGGCGGCCUGUGGGACAGCACAAAGGGCUCUGUGCAGAUGCUGACCGACUUUGGGCCCCACGGGGUGCUGUUCCUGCCUCAGAAGCCCUUCUUCACUGAUGGGACGCUUCGGGAGCAGGUGAUAUAUCCCCUGAAGGAGAUCUACCCUGACUCAGGUUCUGCUGAUGAUGAGAGGAUCAUGAGGUUCUUGGAGCUGGCAGGCCUGUCCAGCUUGGUGGCAAGGACAGAGGGUCUGGACCAGCAGGUGGAUUGGAACUGGUAUGAUGUCCUGUCCCCAGGGGAGAUGCAGAGGCUUUCCUUUGCACGGCUCUUCUACCUGCAGCCAAAGUAUGCAGUGCUGGAUGAAGCUACCAGCGCCCUGACAGAGGAGGUGGAGAGUGAGCUCUACCGAAUUGGCCAGCAGCUAGGGAUGACAUUCAUCAGCGUGGGACAUCGACCCAACCUGGAGAAGUUUCACUCCUGGGUUCUGAAACUCUAUGGAGGAGGAAGAUGGGAACUGACUAGAAUCAAAGUGGAAUGAAGUCAAAGGCGGGGAUGGACACCAGAGGAGAGCCGAACUCUGGGCAGACCAGCAGCCCCCCAGGGGAGACCAGGAAGAGCCCCAGGUUUGCCUCAUGGGUCCUGUGCUGGAGCCCUGGCAGCAGCUGGCUCAGCCCAGGGGGGGCCCUACGGGGAACACGGGAGUCUGUCUCCACAGGGCUGCUUCUGUGGCGCCAGCAGGGCCUCUGCUGGAAGUGCUGAUUGCUUACAAAUGAAUUCAGAUCAUGAUGGCUGAGAAAUACCUGAGUGUACCCAGUGUAAGACAUGAGGGGUCAAGGCGGGAAGGGCCAUGGACCUGGAGUGAAGACAGCCAGUUAAAUUUUAUGAUGAUAGAUUUUUAACUUUAUAAUUAACUGACCAUUUAAAUUUUAUAACUUUUUCUAGAAAGA